Salvia hispanica is the source of this 1514-nucleotide messenger RNA. RefSeq names its product receptor-like cytosolic serine/threonine-protein kinase RBK2. The record is from RefSeq and is a predicted model, not a curated record. Gene Ontology annotation, molecular function: ATP binding; protein kinase activity. Gene Ontology annotation, biological process: protein phosphorylation. Lineage: Eukaryota; Viridiplantae; Streptophyta; Magnoliopsida; Lamiales; Lamiaceae.
AAAAGAUGAUUGCGGAUCAUUUGUUUUUGGCAGCAAAUGUUUCUUGUAUACUUAAAUGCUUCCAAAAACAAAUAUAUUCCUUGUAUAUUAACACUUGGUUUACAUGGCCGAUCAAGAAAUUGUUCCUGUCCGCCGGAAACAUGCAAAAGACCCUUCUAUAGGAACACCAACAUACCAAAAGUUUGCAUUCUCAUUCCCUUGCUCUACUUCUGCACAAGACUUGAGAGCUUACGACACAGAGCAAGAAGACACGAGCAAGGAAGCCGUGAAAUAUGAGACGGAGACAGAGGCAGAAACGGAAGUGGUGAAAUAUGAGGAAAAACCCCCGAUAAAGAAAUGUGGUAGCAAGACCUCGUGGGGGUGGAGAAGAUUCGUGAAGCUUUGGAAGAAGAGCCCCAUCAAGAGAAUACCAGUGCCUAAAGCUGUCUCAAGAAGAUUAAGCAGAACUUCUAGGCAAAAUAGUUUUGACAUUGAUAGUAGCCCCUUCAAAUAUACUUGGAAAACUUUCACAUAUCCACAGCUCAAAACUGCAACCAACAACUUUAGCCCAGAGAACUUGAUUGGGAAAGGAGGUUACUCUGAAGUAUACAAAGGGUGUUUGGCAAAUGAGGAAUGUGUAGCAAUCAAGAGGCUGAACAAGGGAGUGCCAGAAGAGGAUGUGUUUAAUUUCUUAUCUGAGAUUGGAAUCAUUGCACAUCUUAAUCAUCCAAACACUGCAAGAAUGAUUGGAUAUGGAGUUGAAGGAGGAGCCUUUCUUGUUCUCCAAUUAUCACCAUUAGGAAGUUUGGGUGCAAUGCUUCAUCAUUCGGAUACAAAAUUGGAGUGGAGCAAGAGGUAUAAGAUAAUGCUAGGGGUAGCAGAAGGCCUACAUUAUCUACAUGAAUGUUGCGAGCGAAGAAUUAUUCACAGAGAUAUUAAAGUCGAUAACGUCCUUUUAUCCGAAGAUUUCGAGCCCCAGAUUUGUGAUUUUGGGCUCUCAAAAUGGUUACCUAAACAUUGGUCCCAUCACAAUGCCACCAAGUUUGAAGGCACAUUUGGAUACUUUGCUCCCGAGUAUUUUAUGCAUGGAAUCGUUGAUGAGAAAAUCGACAUAUUUUCAUUCGGUGUUCUACUUUUAGAGCUCAUAACCGGGCGUCAAGCAAUAGAUGAGUCCAAGAACAGCCUUGUGCUUUGGGCAAAACCAUUGCUGGAUGAGAAUGCAGUUGAGGAGCUAGUUGACCCAAAUUUGGAAAAUGAGUAUGUUGGAGAGCAAAUGGGUUGGGUGAUUUCGACUGCCAAUUUGUGCAUUCAGCAAAGUCCAGUUCUUAGGCCUCAAAUGCACCAGGUGAUUGAACUAUUAAGAGGGGAAAGUAAUGAAAAACGAGGGAGCCCGAAAGGAAAGAAGAAGCAGUCGCAUCAGAGAACUUACUCUGAAGAACUUUCUUAUGUAGAUGAGUACAACUCAACUAAGUGUUUGAUUCGUCCUAAUAAUAAACAUGAUAAUUUCCAAUGACAACCUAUAGCCAUAGAUUCAU